Messenger RNA from Populus trichocarpa (black cottonwood), 824 nucleotides. RefSeq lists its product as uncharacterized. The coding region runs from base 208 to 645 and encodes 145 amino acids. NCBI's taxonomy places the organism in Eukaryota, Viridiplantae, Streptophyta, Magnoliopsida, Malpighiales, Salicaceae. The transcript has 2 exons. The record is from RefSeq and is a predicted model, not a curated record.
CCUCUACUCGUACACCAAUCCGAGAAGUCUAGAUUCUCACGCUUAUAAAAUUAACAAAUAAAUAAACCCCACUUUCCUAGCUCCCAUUGUAGAAUUUUCCUUCUACUAGGACUACCUACUCUGUUCAUAUUCUGAAACUCCAAUUCUAGUGAGGUUUCUUCUCCUUACAAGUUUCCUUUGCUUCUUGCAGUCUUUGUUUUCCAAAACAUGUCAUCUAAACUAACCUCACAAGGUGUGGUAUUAGCCACAGUCAUGGCAGUUUCAAGUACGGUGGUCUUUCUUGCCUUUUCCAAGCAAAAAACGUUGCCCCAUCAAGUACUCUCUGAGAGUCGAGAUUCCGAAUCUCCGACUCCAAGUCAAGACUUACGUUCUUGCUUAAGUACAGAGGGAAAGAGAAAGAAGAAGAGAGUGCAAUUUGCAGAGAAUGUGAAGAAUACAAAAGGGAAUGGUGAUGAGUACAGAAGGGAGAGGCAGAAUCCCUGGAUUACUAGGCGAGAGAGAGAGGUUUCGAAUACAAGAAUGAGCAGAGUUUGCAGAAACGAAAUCCAGGGAAAUCAUGGAAUGCCAGAAAAUAGGGUUGCUUUGUACAGUGGAAUUCUCGUGGACCGUGUACACAAAAUGGAAUGUUCAUAUUUAUUUCAGUAAAUUCUUAAUAAUUCUUACCUCAACUUGUCCUCUAGAAAAUGUGUAUAUAUGAAGGGAGGCUCUGUUAUUUUAAUGCAUCAGAGCCUUUUCCAUAUUAUGGAUUUUUUAAGUCGAAUUAUUGUACAGAAGUUUAUGGAGUUCCUGGAUUUUUCAAUUUUAUUAAUUUUCUUUUUUAAAUA